CACCGUUUUUGCUCAUCGACUAGGAGUGGACGCGAGAUUGGCGCGACUGAAAGCAAGAUCAGCUGCAGGGCCAUCGGCAUACGAGUAGAGUAGAGUUUGCGAGCGAGGCUGCCGACUCGGCAAGAUCCGAUCGAAGCUCUUCCUUCUGUCACAAAUGUCCAAGUCCAGCUCCCUCCCCAUCUCAGAAUUCACUGCUAGCGCGAAUUCGUCAUGCACGUUUUCCUGGACUCUUCUGCAUGCUUCUUUCUAGGAACUGAAGCAGUCAGUCUGUCCUUCGUACAGCACAGAGAACAUCCCAGCUGCUUGCGCGUCUCCAUCCCAGGCCACUCCCUAGAGCUGCUAUCAUGGAUGGGAGCAAUUAGGCGUUUUUGGCCCGCUCGUCAGGGCGCCAAAUCGUAUGGACUGCCGCGGAUUUGUUCCCACUGGGAUCUUUCGUCGGCUGAUAGAAGGGAUCUCGCUCAAAAUUAUCCGUGAGUUUGAGCCGAUCACGCGCGGGUCGCACUCGAGUCAGCGCCUUGUCCCGAAGAGCGGGGGACUGGGAGGGAGUGCGGCAUGCAUGGCGGCACAGGGACCCUGUCUCUAUGGACUCCCUCAAGCUCCCGCUCUGCGGCCUCGUAGCCCUGCUAUCUCUGCUCUACCUGCGUCCCCGCCGCUCAACCACAAGGAACGGCUCCAUCCCGCUCAUCAUUGGAUCCGAGUCCAACCCCCUCUCGACGUACCUCAAGCAGGACCGCACCGGCGUGUUUCGUGUGCCGGGUUUCUGGCACUGGGAAUACGUCGCGAACGGACUGCAGCGUGCCCUCGAGAUUGCAGCUGCGCCCGAAGAUGUAUUAUCGUUCAAUGCUGCAGCCGAGGAUGGCCUGCAAUCCGACUGGACGAUAGGCAAGGCGUUCACACGGAACCCGUACCACGUAAACACCGUUUGUGCUGGAUUGACGCGCAACAUCGGUCGCUCGUUUCCUCAGGUACGGGAGGAGAUGAUCCACGCGUUCGAGUCUACAUUGGGAUUGGAUGGCGAACAUUGGAAACUGGUUGCGGUGAUGCCGACAGUGAGGCAGGUAGUGGCGCGCACGAGCAACCGUAUCUUCGUGGGACUCCCUCUCUGCCGAAAUUCGGAGUUUGUGCAGCUCAAUAUUGACUAUACUAUCGAUAUCAUCACCCGUGGGGGACUCAUCCGGCUGUUACCCGACUGGAUAAAACCUCUGCUAGCCCCCUUGUUAUCAUCCAAGAACAGUUCGCUUCGUCACGCGCUCACGUUCAUGCGGCCAGUCCUCCAAGAGCGCUUGGAUAUGGAUGCUGAACAUGGAAAGGAAUGGGCUGAUCGACCGAACGACUUCAUCUCGUGGCUCAUAGACGACCUCCCGGCCAAUGAAGAGCCUACGGUGGAGGACCUCGCGCUGCGGAUCCUUGCUGUGAACAUGGCAGCGAUCCACACCUCGUCGACGACACUGACAGCGGCAUUGUACGAUCUGGCCAAGUACCCUGAAUACUUGGAACCUUUGCGGGAAGAAGUAGAACGCGUCACCGCAGCGGAGGGAUGGACCAAGGGUUCUCUCGGCAAUAUGCACCAGAUCGACAGCUUCUUGCGCGAGUCGCAACGAAUGCACGGCAGUGGUUCCGUCGCGCUACUCCGCCAAGUCAUUGCGAAAGAGGGAUUCACUUUCUCGGACGGAAUCACCAUUCCAUGUGGCUCCUUCGUCGGCGUCCCCUCGUCUUCGGUCCAGCUCGAUCCAGAGUUCUAUGAGAACCCGGACACGUUUGAUGCGUUUCGGUUUUCCCGGCUUCGGGAGACCAGUGGGACGUUCAAUCAGCUGAUGGUCACGACCAAUGCACGGGACCACCUCGUCUUUGGGCACGGCCGACAUGCCUGUCCGGGGCGGUUCUUCGCGGCUGCAGAGCUCAAGGCGAUGCUGGCGCAUGUCGUGCUCAACUACGACGUCAAGGCGGAGGUACCCGGUGUCGGACCCCCGGAUGCAUGGUUCGGGCCCGCUCGAUUCGCUAAUGCGAAAGGCAAGAUUUGGAUGAGGAAGAGGGUGUGAGGAGCUGCGAUCGAUUACUGCGCGUCGAAGCUUGAAUACUCUGUACUUGUAUCAUUCCCAUGCCACUCUCCCAUCCAUCCAUCCAUCCAUCCUCAGACCUGGCGCACGAACACCGCGCUCUUCUCGAACACCCGGACCUCGAUUUCGGGCAGAACGGCCUUCCAUUGCUCCGUGUUUGCGUUUGUCGUCAUAUGCACAAACUCGGGCGUUUCUGCGAAUUCGGCGUGGGACCAUUCGUGGAACGACAGGUACUGCACGCAGUCCCCCGAGUCUGUGUUCACCCGCCGCCGGUAUCGGCGCGAUCUUGACCACCCAGGGACCCUCCGAUAGUCUUCCAAAUGCUCCCCCUCGUACCACUGAUUGAACUCGGUCUCGUCUUCCGUCCGCACGAGGAUCGCUGCGAGGAACAGAAUCUCAGCCGGCAAGGAUGUGGAGGAGGACCCUGCUGUGUCUGACGUGAAAGUCGAUCGGUGCGCGUACUCGGAUUGUACGGGGUCGCUCGUCUCGAGAAAGUGCAUCCACUGGGGACUGCGGUCGUCGAUCGCACGAUAACGGAUCCCGGAGGUCACUGAAGCAUUCAGUAUGGAUGAAUGGAUGAAUGGAAUGGACGAAUGAGAGAGCACGCCUAUGAGUGCAGUCGACUCGUACACACCUUCCAGCCCAUUGAUCACUGUGCCCCAAUCCGCCUCGGACUCCGUGUACACCACGAGAAUAUCCUUCGUCUCCGGGUUUGUUGCGUCCAUAUCAGUGUGCAGUGCAGGUUCCCUACAAGUUGCGGUGCUGGUGCCCAGUUUUACGGGACGCCAAGCAGGCCGUCCAUGCCCGGCAGACCACGUUGUCCUGUUUAUCUAUACAUCCAUGACCCAAGAGGGGAAACAGGACCGAAUGCGAAUGUAUGCGCAGCCCGUACCUGGGCAGGCCCGCCAGUAUCAGUGUUUCAUCCCUUAGGCGAAUGUAAUGAGUAUUCCUUCGCAACCGUCUCGACUGACGUACUGGCACGACCCUGGAAGGCACUACCGCUGCCGCUUUCUCGAGGUGAAUAAACACUAGGGAUGUCGCCGGACGGGACGUGAUUUGGAUCAAUCAGCUUGAUCUGGUCGUUGUUCCUCGGGUGACUUAGGACUGGUCCAGCUCAGAGUCGUCUCUCGAAAGAAGAAGUAGUGGAGAUUGAUACAUGGCAUGAUACAAACAGGCGAUAUCAG
Mycena citricolor is the source of this 3241-nucleotide messenger RNA. NCBI's taxonomy places the organism in Eukaryota, Fungi, Basidiomycota, Agaricomycetes, Agaricales, Mycenaceae. The record is from the annotation of a GenBank genome assembly.